Messenger RNA from Arxiozyma heterogenica, 816 nucleotides. It is a transcript of the gene MET16, whose product is annotated as phosphoadenylyl-sulfate reductase (thioredoxin). The record is from RefSeq and is a predicted model, not a curated record. Lineage: Eukaryota; Fungi; Ascomycota; Saccharomycetes; Saccharomycetales; Saccharomycetaceae. The coding region runs from base 1 to 816 and encodes 271 amino acids. Gene Ontology annotation, cellular component: cytoplasm. Gene Ontology annotation, molecular function: phosphoadenylyl-sulfate reductase (thioredoxin) activity. The transcript has a single exon.
AUGUCUGACUCUAACAGGAUAUACCAAUUAAAUAAUAACAUCACAGUGACACAGGAACAAUUGGAUCAUUGGAACAAAUGCCUUUCUAAUUUGGACACACCACAGGAGAUCUUGAAAUGGUCUAUUCUUACCUUCCCACAUCUAUUUCAAACCACAGCAUUUGGUUUGACUGGAUUGGCCACAAUAGACAUGUUAUCUAGAUUACACAAAGAGAACAGUGACUUGUAUCCUAUUGUACCGCUAAUUUUUAUUGACACAUUGCACCACUUCCCACAAACCUUGGAUCUUUUGAAAAUUGUUCAAGAGAAGUAUUAUACCCCUUACAAUUCCCAAAUCAACGUGUUUAAGCCAAAGGGUUUGAAUUCAGAAGUAGAAUUCGCUGACAAGUAUGGUGAUAUGCUAUGGGAGAAAGAUGAUCUGAAAUACGAUUUCUUAGCUAAAGUGGAACCUGCAUCGCGUGCUUAUAAAGAAUUGAAUGUGACUGUGGUGUUCACUGGUAGAAGAAGAUCGCAGGGGGCAGCUAGAUCAGACUUGAAAUACGUGGAAGUUGAUGAGAUAAAUGGGAUUCUAAAGAUUAAUCCAUUGAUGUUGUGGACUUUUGACGAAGUGAGCGCAUAUAUUGAAAGGAAUAAUGUCCCACAGAAUGAACUGUUACAAUAUGGGUAUAGAUCCAUCGGGGACUAUCAUUCAACACAACCUGUUACCGAAGACGAGGACGAAAGAGCUGGCAGAUGGAAGGGAAAGGCAAAGACAGAAUGCGGUAUCCAUGAAAUUUCCAAAUUUGCUCAAUUCUUAAAGGAGAAGAAUAGUGAUUGA